AUGGUCGAGGAAAGACAUCCAAGGCCAGAGGAGCAAUUGUUUAGUUUUAGAAAUGUGCAGCUAUUCAAGAAUGAAAUCCUUGGUACUGGUUCUAUGGAACUGUGUAUAAAGCCAACGUUACUCAAAAGGCAUGAUGAUCCUGAUCCUGGCUUUGAGCAUAGACAACCUUUCCAGAGAUUUGAAUUAGAAUGUCGAUUUCUUAAAAGCAUUAACCAUCCCAAUAUUGUGCAGUACUUGGGGACCUAUUGCGAUCCCGACACAAAUGCACCAGUUCUUCUCAUGGAGCUCAUGGACGAGAGUCUGACACACUUCCUGGAGUCAUCACCUGGAGACAUUCCCUACCACAUCCAAGUCAACCUCUCCUAUGACAUAGCUCAAGCACUUGCCUUUCUCCACUCCAAUGAGAUCGUCCAUCGCGACCUCUCCAGCAACAAUGUCCUACUAUUAGUCAGGCCGUGCUAA
Messenger RNA from Halichondria panicea, 462 nucleotides. Its product is annotated as probable serine/threonine-protein kinase kinY. Gene Ontology annotation, biological process: protein phosphorylation. The record is from RefSeq and is a predicted model, not a curated record. NCBI's taxonomy places the organism in Eukaryota, Metazoa, Porifera, Demospongiae, Suberitida, Halichondriidae. The coding region runs from base 1 to 462 and encodes 153 amino acids. Gene Ontology annotation, molecular function: ATP binding; protein serine/threonine kinase activity. The transcript is spliced from 2 exons.